GGCCGCGGCGCACCCUUGGCCUCCCGGCCAGGCCACCUGACCCCGUCUCAUCCUCCCUCAGGCCCGCGGCCGGCGGUCCCGGGGCUCCCCACACUUCUCCCCCCGCUCCGGAGAAGCCUGGACGACCGCGCCGUGGGGCUAAAGCCUCCGAGCCCGGAUGGGCGGACUCGGACCCCGCGGCGCACUCUGCCCCCCGCAGCCCCGAGGACUAGCUGGCCGCGCACACGUCCCGCGGGCGACGUAGGCCGCUCAGGUUUUCCUAUAGCUACGCCUCAGGUCCUUCCGGUGGUUGUUUCAAGAACGUAAAAGAACUACCUAUUUAUGUUUCCUUCCUACCCUCCCCACAUUCAGUGGGCCCAAGAAAUUACCUCCUAGGAAGGAAACGCGAUCAUUACCAGCGAACCCUGAGGAAACCUUCUGUAAAAUAUGCGGAUUUAACGAGAAGCGGUGCAAGUGUUCCGUACUGCCUUAGCGACUGAUGACAGCCAUCCAAAGCGCCGGGUACCAGAGAGACAGAACCCGGGCGGACAGACGAAAAUUCUGUGGCCGAGCGCGCCGCCGGAAGGGGGCGGGGCCAUAGGUCGGCCCGCCGCCGGAAGGGGGCGGGGCCAUAGGUCGGCCCGCCCCCGGCCCUUUGUGACGUGGAACGAUGCCUGCCACGCGUCGGAACUCAGCUGCUUUCGCAGCGUCUGGGCACAACUGACACGCGUGAAGGAACGCCGUGUCAUCUGAGGCCAACUUCAGGAAUCAUGCAGUUUCUCUUAAGAUUAAUCGUUUUCUUUUAUGUAUGGGGCAUUUUUACUGCUCAGGGACAAAAGGAAGAGGAGAGCACAGAGGAAGUGAAAAUCGAAGUUUUGCACCGUCCAGAAAACUGUUCUAAGACAAGCAAGAAGGGAGACCUGCUAAAUGCCCAUUACGACGGCUUCUUGGCUAAAGACGGUUCGAAAUUCUACUGCAGCCGGACACAAAAUCAAGGCCACCCCAAAUGGUUUGUUCUUGGUGUUGGGCAAGUCAUAAAAGGCCUAGACAUUGCGAUGAUGGAUAUGUGCCCUGGAGAGAAGCGGAAAGUGAUUAUACCCCCUUCAUUUGCAUAUGGAAAGGAAGGCUAUGAAGGCAAGAUUCCACCUGAUGCAACAUUGAUUUUUGAGAUUGAACUUUAUGCUGUGACCAAAGGACCACGAAGCAUUGAAACAUUUAAACAGAUAGACACGGACAAUGACAGGCAACUCUCUAAAACAGAGAUAAAUCACUACCUGAAAAGGGAAUUUGAAAAAGAUGACAAGCCACGUGACAAGUCAUAUCGGAAUGCAGUUUUAGAAGAUAUUUUUAAGAAGAAUGACCAUGAUGGUGAUGGCUUCAUUUCUUCCAAGGAAUACAAUGUAUAUCAACAUGAUGAACUAUAGUAUAUUUUUAUUUCUAAAUUGUCUUUACUUACUGUACUUUAUAUAUAAAACAAAGUCACUUUUCUAGAACUUGUAUUUUCUGUUUUCUUCCCAUGAGAACAUAUUUUGAUCCCCUCAAUACAUGUAAUUUUGACAUAAUAAAUGUGCAUUAUUUUGCAAAUUUAA
Messenger RNA from Mirounga angustirostris (Northern elephant seal), 1568 nucleotides. RefSeq names its product FKBP prolyl isomerase 7 (gene FKBP7). The coding region runs from base 750 to 1403 and encodes 217 amino acids. Lineage: Eukaryota; Metazoa; Chordata; Mammalia; Carnivora; Phocidae. Gene Ontology annotation, molecular function: calcium ion binding; peptidyl-prolyl cis-trans isomerase activity. The transcript has 5 exons. The record is from RefSeq and is a predicted model, not a curated record.